Messenger RNA from Aspergillus neoniger CBS 115656, 264 nucleotides. RefSeq lists its product as uncharacterized. Bases 1 to 264 code for a protein of 87 amino acids. The transcript is spliced from 2 exons. The record is from RefSeq and is a predicted model, not a curated record. NCBI's taxonomy places the organism in Eukaryota, Fungi, Ascomycota, Eurotiomycetes, Eurotiales, Aspergillaceae.
AUGUCUGCCAACAAGCUCCACGCUGCUUAUGUCGCUCCCGACCAGUCUCGCACUUUCGAGCACAGCAUUUCUUCCCCGCUCCCCUCCGCCGACGCCGUCCCUCAGAAGCUCGUACCCACUCUGCAGAACGACAUCAACGUGUUCCUGACCGAGCGCAUGGAAGAGGACAAGAAGGCUGCCGAGGCACAGGGCCAAAAGGUCUCUGACAAGGAAGCCAAGGAGGAGGAAAACUACGGAGAAGAGGUUGUGGAAGAGGAUGCUUGA